Monodelphis domestica (gray short-tailed opossum) is the source of this 940-nucleotide messenger RNA. RefSeq names its product serum amyloid P-component. Lineage: Eukaryota; Metazoa; Chordata; Mammalia; Didelphimorphia; Didelphidae. Gene Ontology annotation, molecular function: complement component C1q complex binding. Gene Ontology annotation, biological process: innate immune response. The record is from RefSeq and is a predicted model, not a curated record.
GACCACACUGAAAUCAGAGAGGGGGAAAUCACCAGUGGCAAGUGAGGAAUAGUGGAGCCUCAAUUUAAAUAGUGCUACCAGAACUUUUGCUACUGCCAUAGGCACUUCUAGACUGAGAAGAUGGAAAGAAUCCUGUCUGUGAUUUUGAUCCUCCAUGGUCUCUUGGGAGCUAUUGCUCAGACAGACAUGAGUCAGCAAGUAAUGGUGUUCCCUAAAGAAUCAUCUGAUGCCCAUGUCCUCCUGAUCCCUCAGGAAAAGAAGCCACUAAAGAAUCUCACUGUGUGCUUGCGUGCCUACACUGAACUCACCCGUGCCUACAGUCUCUUCUCCUAUUCAACUAAGGGCAAGGACAAUGAACUGCUCCUAUUUAAGUCCAAAGUUGAGGAGUACAAUCUUUUCAUUGGGAAUGAAAAAGUUUCUUUCAGAGCCCUUCUGGACUUUGGUUCCCCCGUACAUGUUUGUGCAAGUUGGGAGUCAGCUUCAGGCAUAGCUGAACUGUGGAUAAAUGGGAAGCCCCUAGUGAGAAAGGGCCUGAAGAAGGGCUAUUCUUUGGGAGCAGAGCCAAAGAUUGUCCUGGGGCAAGACCAAGAUUCCUUUGGAGGAAGUUUUGACAUGCAACAAUCCUUUGUAGGAGAAAUUGGAGAUAUAGGUAUGUGGGAUUUUGUACUUUCCCCACAUCAAAUUAAUUCUUUGUAUAGAGGUGAGACUUUGAAUGCCAAUAUUUUAAACUGGAAAGCAUUGGAUUAUGAAAUAAAAGGUUAUGUGGUCAUCAAACCCCAAGUAUGGUCUUGAGGUUCUGGACCAUUAGCAUGAUGGUAAAUAUAAGAGACCAACAAGUGGAAAAUCCCCUCUAGGAGAUUAGAUCUCAUAUACUAGAUCUUAGGUGCUCAUUGUACCUAGAUUUUGUGCUUCUCGGUUGAAUAAAAAAGAAUUAAAUUAC